UUUUUCUUUCGACGGAUCACUCGCUCCUUCUCUCGUCGGCGAAGCAACCGACGAUAACAGUCAGACCAUCCCCGGCCGCGUGGAGCGCGUCGCGUCAGGCGCACGCACCGCCUCUCCCCCACAUCGAACUCCACACGAUCGUAGAGUACCUAUAAUCCCCCGUUUUCUCCCGCGGCUCCCAGCUGAUCACUUUCCUCUCGCGCAUUCCCCUCCCCUUUGCCGCGCGUCAUCUCCAACUCUCCUUGAUCAGCUCGCUUCCCCACGGACCGAAUUCCCCCCCUCCAGUGAACCCGGAGCAGCCAUGGGCGGCGCCAAUAGCCGCGAGGACCUCGACCUCACCUCGUCUUCUGGCGAGGAGGAGGAGGACGACGAGGAGUACGACGCGGAGGAAUCACCCGCAUCCGGGAGGCAGCGGGAGGACCCCCUCCGGACCACCACCCCCGCGUCGAUCGAGCUCCUCGAUGCCAGGCUCAAGUCGCUCGAUCUCAAGUACCAGCACCCCAACGCCGCCAAGCUCUACCUCCACGUCGGCGGCGCCUCCGCCGACGCCCGCUGGAUCCCCGCCGAGCGCCGCGCCACCUACGCCUUCGUCGACAAGGCCUCCCAGGACAGCAGCGAUUCCUCCUCCUCUGAACCUAGGUGGGUCCUGGAGGUGGGCCCGGGGCGACGGGUCACCGCGCCCGUUGGGCCGGAGCUCCAGCUCAAGGCGCUCCCCUCGCAGCGCCGGGCGGACUUCGCCGCGUCCGGGUCCGUGUGGGCGCUGCGGCUGCCCACCGACGCCGCCUUCCGCCGGUUCCGUGAGGAGUACGACCGGUGCCUCUUCGAGAACACGUACGGGGUCGAGGCCACGGACGAGGGCCGGAGGGAGGUGUUCGGCGCCGACUUCGCCGCCUGGGCGCGCCCCGGGUUGGCUGAUGACGCCGUCUGGGCCGACGCGGAGGACGACUUCAGCCCUCCUGCCACAGCCUCGGCAAGGGACCUGCUCGAGGAGUUCGAGGAGGAGGCCGGCGACGGCAGCAGCAUCCAGAGCCUCGCGCUUGGCGCGCUCGACAACAGCUUCCUGGUCGGCGGCGCCGGGAUACAGGUGGUCAAGAACUUCCGCCACGGCGUGCACGGGAAGGGCGUCUCGGUGAAGAUCUCGGGCGGCCGCGGCGGCAGUAGCAGCACUAGCUAUUCGACGCCGAAGAAGGCCCUGCUGAUGCGCGGCGAGACCAACAUGCUGCUGAUGAGCCCUGGUGAUGCCGGCGCACCUCGUUCCAAUGGCAUCCACCAUGUUGACAUCGAGACCGGGAAGGUUGUCACCGAGUGGCGGUUUGAGAAGGAUGGAACUGACAUCACAAUGCGAGACAUUGCCAAUGACAGUAAGAGCGCGCAGCUCGAGCCCUCCGGCUCAACCUUCUUGGGGCUGGAUGACAACCGUCUGUGCAGAUGGGAUAUGCGUGACGCAAGAGGCAGGGUGCAGACGAUUGGUAGCUCCUCAGAGUCACCGGUGCUCCACUGGUCACAGGGCCAUCAGUUCUCACGGGGCACCAAUUUCCAGUGCUUUGCAAGUACUGGGGAUGGUUCAAUUGUUGUUGGUUCUGUUGAUGGCAAGAUUAGGCUCUAUUCCAAGAGUUCGAUGCGUAUGGCGAAGACAGUGUUCCCAGGGCUUGGGUCACCAAUUACUCAUGUCGAUGUUACUUACGAUGGGAAGUGGAUUUUGGGCACCACUGACACAUACUUGAUCUUGAUUUGCACCAUCUUUAAGGACAAAGAUGGGAAAGAAAAGACUGGGUUCGGUGGGCGCAUGGGAAGUAAGAUCGCAGCACCUAGGUUGCUGAAGCUCAGUCCACUGGAUUCAAUCUUGGCUGGGACUGACAACAAAUUCCAUGGCGGCCAGUUUUCGUGGGUAACAGAGAACGGGAAGCAAGAAAAACAUCUCGUUGCGACAGUCGGCAAGUUCAGUCUCAUAUGGAACUUCCAGCAAGUCAAGGACAGCAACCAUCACUGCUACCGUGACCAGGAGGGUCUCAAGAGCUGCUACUGUUACAAGGUUGUCCUCAAGGAUGAAUCCAUUGUAGACAGCCGCUUCAUGCACGAGAAUUUUGCCACAAGCGACUCCCCCGAAGCUCCUCUGGUGGUCGCCACCCCGAUGAAAGUCAGCUCCUUCAGCAUCGCAAACAGGCGCUGACCUUGAUGUUCAUUUCAUUAUGUAUCUUAGUGUUAGAAUUUACAGAUUUUUGUGCAGCUUGAGUACUCUCCUCUUCGGUUGAUUUCUUGCUUGGUUCUUUGUUGUAGAGCUGUGUAUUGCACGUUGUUCUUGAUCCAGAUCUGUUUUCUGAAAGUCUGGAGGGGCUGUUACAUGUAUUUAUUUGUGUUUGUGUGUCCAUCAACAAUGUGUGCUUGCCAGACAUUAUGUUUGACUAUUGGGGUUUCACUCUUUUUUUUUUGGAA
Messenger RNA from Brachypodium distachyon (stiff brome), 2433 nucleotides. RefSeq names its product protein CYPRO4. Gene Ontology annotation, molecular function: protein binding. The coding region runs from base 302 to 2170 and encodes 622 amino acids. The record is from RefSeq and is a predicted model, not a curated record. NCBI's taxonomy places the organism in Eukaryota, Viridiplantae, Streptophyta, Magnoliopsida, Poales, Poaceae. Gene Ontology annotation, cellular component: cytoplasm; nucleus. The transcript has 2 exons.